AAUUCCAUGCAACGUUGGAGACGGGUUCUAGUGCAGGCGCGGCGUGGUUGCAGCACACCAUACGAUUUCUUUCGAAAUGCGAAUGCCCAGUAUGAUGAGUCGCCACACUCACAGAACCUUCUCCGCAUAGAGCCCUACUCCUCGACCGUUGAACAUCAGCUCUUUUUUAACAGAGACUGGCUGCCAAAUGAAGAGCAUGGAAGGCAAGAUCCUAGGAUAAGACCACAGAACGGCACGGGCGACAGGUAUGAAGGUGCGAGGCGACAUAAAGACCAGACGCUGACGCGAGACGAGAACACAGCCAAUAUGCUUGCCAUUGUCACACACGGAACCCUGCAUUGUGCGCUGGCUCAGCAUCAGCCGAGUCGCUUGCUUCCGACUGGACGCCACAGAUGGAAAGGAAAGAAAACCAGACAAAGAAGGGGCCGUAGUGAGGCGAUUCGGGCCAGCAGACAUGCUCAAACAUCUGUUGCAUGA
Molecule: messenger RNA, 477 nt
Organism: Bipolaris victoriae FI3
Lineage: Eukaryota; Fungi; Ascomycota; Dothideomycetes; Pleosporales; Pleosporaceae
Exons: 1
Source: RefSeq, a predicted model, not a curated record